Lobosporangium transversale is the source of this 1431-nucleotide messenger RNA. RefSeq lists its product as hypothetical. The coding region runs from base 40 to 1431 and encodes 463 amino acids. NCBI's taxonomy places the organism in Eukaryota, Fungi, Mortierellomycota, Mortierellomycetes, Mortierellales, Mortierellaceae. The transcript is spliced from 3 exons. The record is from RefSeq and is a predicted model, not a curated record.
UUACGAGUCAGCAAAAGUUUUUAUUAUCAUUUCGAGCCGAUGUUGCUCCGUCGAGUUAUGUUUCCCAAACCUGGCCUAAAGCCAAAGGAUACAGGCUACAUAUUGGAUCAACAUAUCAAGAGCCUAACCACCAAGGGAAAUAUCCUUGCUCAGGCUUUGAGGCGCCAUUUACACAACAUUCAGGAAUUAGAACUGUACUCUCAUGUUACCGAAGCCCUGGAAACGAUUGUGAUGGAGGCUGAGCACAACGGCGAGGAGGAAAAGGAAAAAGGGGAGGAGAAGGGAAAUGAAGAAGUGAAAAAAAAGAAAGUGGUAACAUGCACACGACUGACCAGAAUCAAGGUGCAUACUAUAGAAAGACUCGGCGAAGACAAAUUCCUGACUCUCCUGGAACAUAAUCCAGAUCUUGUGGAGCUCUUGAUUCCAUCAUCUCUAUUGACCUCAUCAGCCGCAUUUAUUACAAGGUUCUUAAAGGUUCUCGAGACAAGAUUACCGCAUCUCAGAGUAUUAACUAUUGGAGGUGGUGGAAUACUUCCUAUCAGCGCUGCUGUUCCUAUAAUUAGCACUUGUAGUGACAGCAGGAUUAAAUUUUUACGAUUGCUUCGAAAACUCCCCACGGCCGCACAGGUGGCGGUCCUUCAGCACUGUGGUCCCAGCUUGGCACAUUUCGUCAUCACUACGCCACUUGACAUGAGGGUUGCUCAGACAAUUCGUGACUAUUGUCCAAAUAUUCAACGUCUCUUAUCAGAGUAUAUUCACAUCUUUUCAGAAGAACAGUACCAUGUUCUCGAAGGCUUUCUAGACGCAUGCAAACCAUCUACAGCAGUUCAUAUGGCCCAGCAACAGUCAUCACAUAAAGGGCUUAAAACCUUUCACACGAUGAAUUUUCAGGACAGCUUGAUGGAUGCGUUAUUGGAAAGUCAUGAGACAUUAGAGGAUGUCAUCUUUAUGGAUCAGCAAGUAUCUAGUCAACAAUUUCAGCGGGUAUUGACUACAUGUGUCUCUUUACGGCAUCUCUCUACAUGGUCAUACAACAAAAGCCGACCUAAUAUCACUUUCCGAGAUAUUAUUGGUAGUCCAGAAUGGGUCUGCAGGAAUCACCAGUUUCUUUAUCUACGGAUAAGUGACUCUGUUAAUGAGGAUGAUCUCAUGGAAUAUGGAGAUUUGGCACUGAGACAUCUCAUCGGACUCAAGAAGUUAAGACGCCUCAAAGUCCCAAUUAGCGUCUGGCAUGGUGUAGGGCAGGAAGAAUAUGAGUUCAUUGUGAAAGAAUGGCCACGGUUGAACCAAGUCGAGCUAACAUUAAACGAUACGGGCGGCCAAACCAUCGACGACUUUUGGCUAUUGGGCAAUACGGAUCAUUGGAAGUGGUUCAAGCAGCGACGACCAGAUCUGAAGUUGAUGUGCGCCAACGCUGGAGCCGUUCUUUAA